AUGCAGCUCACGACAGAGUAUGUUGCUCUUUCACCAGCGGCAGCAUCAACGAGAAGGACCCAGAUGUGGCAACCGAAAUCCCAUGCCGUUUCUUGCCCCAACAAAGCCGCCACGUUGAACCGAACCAUUUUCAAAUCACAGGGAAAGGAGGACCUGGAAUUGUUCAAAUGGUUUGGAAAGUUAUGCAACGGAACCUAUAUGGAAAUGGGUGCCCUGGAUGGAAUCGAAUUCAGCAAUACGCACGCCUUUCACCAUGGUCUCGAUUGGAAAGGAUUGCUUCUCGAAGCAUCUCCCCGCAACUACGAAAAGCUGGUAAAGAAUCGACCCAAUGAAUUGGCAUUGGUUCAUGCGGGCGUCUGCGCACAAGCCUCGGAUUUGCAUUGGGUCGAAGGAAUAUGGACCGCCACAGGAGGCUUUUUGGAAUUUGCCACAGAGUUUCACAAAGAGAAACUUUUUUCUAAAAAACAAUUGGAGCAGGCCCAAGUUGUCAGGUGUCGGCCUCUGAGGGAUACUAUCAAAGAAAAACUGGGAGAGAAUGUGUAUUUUGACUUUUACUCGUUGGACAUUGAAGGUGCUGAGUACGCCGCCCUGGAAUCCCUCGAUUUUGACACGGUCAGCUUUGGCAUGAUCUUGGUCGAAGCCAAUGGUCAGAACCCCAUCAAAGAUAUGGCAGUCAAGACUCUGUUGGAGAGCAAGGGGUAUCGAUAUAUGCCCACAAAUCAAGAAAAUACCAAAUUUGGGUCGUUGUGGUUCGUCAACAAGGAUUGGCACAAUAUCUACAAGGAUCUAAUGUAUGCAUUAUAG
Seminavis robusta is the source of this 804-nucleotide messenger RNA. The record is from the annotation of a GenBank genome assembly. Lineage: Eukaryota; Bacillariophyta; Bacillariophyceae; Naviculales; Naviculaceae.